Messenger RNA from Acaromyces ingoldii, 2018 nucleotides. RefSeq lists its product as hypothetical. The coding region runs from base 38 to 1990 and encodes 650 amino acids. NCBI's taxonomy places the organism in Eukaryota, Fungi, Basidiomycota, Exobasidiomycetes, Exobasidiales, Cryptobasidiaceae. The transcript has a single exon. Gene Ontology annotation, biological process: establishment of mitochondrion localization; mitochondrial outer membrane translocase complex assembly; phospholipid transport. The record is from RefSeq and is a predicted model, not a curated record. Gene Ontology annotation, cellular component: ERMES complex; SAM complex.
GAGAAAGACGACGGGGGGAACGGAAGAAGGGGGGAAGAUGCACGACUUUGUCUCGCACGUCCUGCGACGGUACUGGGAAGCGACGGGAUGGAACAACCAGAACUCGUACAUGUACCUGACAUCAACGUCGAAUGCCGUCCUGGACUUUAGCAUUCCCACGGGCCUCUCUCUCUCCAUCUCCGCCUCGCCCUCGCCGCCCUUCUUUACGACAUACCGCCUUCGCGCGCUGCCAACGCUCUCCGGUGCACUCGGCUACAUCUACGCCUCGACUGACGCCGAUGCCCCGCCGCUGGACAUUGGAGGCUCGUCGCGCGACGUGCGAUUCAAGGACGUCGUGGAGCGCUUUCGCGUCAUCGAGGCGCCAAAGACGCCCCAAGGAAAGGAGCCCGUCUGGCUUGCAGGCAAACGCAUCGAUGCAAGAGACUACCUCCUGUAUGGCUGCAUGCAUGUGCCUACAGCCCGAGUCGAUGCCCUCUAUACCUCGCGGCUCUCGCCGACGUGGCAGCUUCUCGUCACGGCCAUUUCCAUGCCGCCAAGGAACUCCCCCUCUUCUUCUGCCUCGGCGGGUGCAGGCCACUAUGCGGAUAGAAGCGACAUGAGUAAUUCCGGUGCGCCUCCUCCAUCGGCUGCCGCCUCUUCUCCUUCCACGCCACCGCCCGGUGCUACGAACCUGCAGAUCAACCUGCAGCGCGACACUGGAAGGUGGUUUCAAGAAUACAGCUACAGCGCAGACGACGCCCUCUGGGGCUUCCGCUUUCUCUACAACUUUGGCACGCCCGACUCUACCGCUAAUUCCAUAGAUGCCAUGCUCCAAGACCUAGGCAGCUUCUCGUCGUCGUCGUCGUCGCCAAGUGGAAGCGAUUAUACACGAAAUGGGACAAAGGAGAUGCACCGCGUCGACGAAGAGUCGGCGCUCGAGGCCGUCGUCGGUGGUGGCCUCCAAGGCCGCUUCAGUGUCGGCGCAGAGGUGUUCCUGAGCGCCGUCGAGAAGAGCGCGGGCAUCUCGACAGGCGUUCGCUUCACCACGCUGCCCGACCCUCUUCCUUCUCCUGCCUCCUCUUCUUCUCUACCGUCGCCCCAAGCUGCGCCGUCUUCGAGCGACGGUACGCCGAGCCAGCCUCCGACAACGAUCACGGCGACGCUGAAUCCCAUGAUGGGGCAUCUAAGCACUGCCUACGCAGCACGAAUGACGAGAGACAUUGUCGCAUGCUCGCGCUUCGACUUCAAUGUCUAUUCGUACGACUCGGAACUUACGCUCGGCGCAGAGUACUGGUUGCGAAAAUCGAAAAGGCAGGAAAGACAGGAGGAGCUUCAACAGACGCAGGAUAUGGUAGAUGACGCGGGAGCAGAUAGAGGCUCCUCUGCCUCCUUUCCACCGUGGAGGGCCAUAGAAGACGACGCGGAGGGCGAGUCGAGCGUGCACGCGGGCGGCCUGGAACGCAAUGUGGCCGCAAAUGCUAGAGAGGAACUGGCGGCGAGAGAAUUGACCCGAGAAGCUGGAGCGCUCUCGCUCAGGGAAGGUCCGUCAGGCACCGCCUCUUCGUCUCCAGCGACUUCCGCGACCGCGACAGCACCUCCCACGCCGACGCGUUCUUGGUCGCUUCGAGAAGAGAUCCCAAUCUAUUCUGAGCUACCUCCGCCAUCGCCCUCGGAGGGGGAGGAGCGGCAAGCACCCUCGCCGUGGCAAUCCUCCCCCUCGUCUCUAUUUUCCUCGUCCUCCUCUCUGUCAUCGUCAGCCAUCGGAGUUCUCAAGGCCAGGCUGUCGACGUCAGGCAUCAUCGCUUUGCUCUGGGAAGGACGCCUCCGGAACUGUCUCGUCAGCUUCGGCGUCAAGGCCGAUCUCUCGCCCUCGCAGUAUACCACCCAAAAGGACAGCGCGGGCGCCGGCAGUGGAUUUGUGGGAGGGAGUAGCAAGCCACUCAGAGCCAUUGGGCUCGAUGUCCUGUACUUUAGCCAGACAAAAGAAGCCAGGUCGAGGGCCUCGUCGUGAAUCUUAUCAUACCCACAGCCUGAAAUGC